Messenger RNA from Ostertagia ostertagi, 510 nucleotides. NCBI's taxonomy places the organism in Eukaryota, Metazoa, Nematoda, Chromadorea, Rhabditida, Trichostrongylidae. The record is from the annotation of a GenBank genome assembly.
AUGGAUGUUCUAUCCCAUCGGAACGAGAACGUCAAUGCAGGCGAUGCCGCCGUCGAAUCAAAGAAGCCCAGAAUGGAUGAUCAGCUGCUAACCGUUCGCUUCGUGAAGCUGAAUCCGGACGCGCAAGCUCCAGUUUAUGGUUCAGCUGCUGCUGCUGGUGCAGAUCUUUUCAGUGCUGAAGACUGUGUCGUCCCGGCACAUGGUAAAUACUGUGUAUCUACUGGGCUGCAGGUUGAACUUCCGUUCGGAUAUUACGGACGGGUGGCACCCCGUUCCGGUUUAGCAGCGAAGCAUUUUGUCGAUGUUGGUGCAGGCGUCGUAGACAGCGACUAUCGUGGGGAAGUGAAAGUCUUGCUUUUCAAUUUCGGACCGUCUGACUUUGAGGUCAAAAAAGGGGAUCGAAUUGCCCAGUUCAUAUGCGAACGUAUUGCUCAUUGCAAAUACGAGGAAUGUUCAUCCUUGACUGGCACCGUUCGAGGUGAAGGUGGAUUUGGAUCCACUGGAAAGUAA